CCACUCUCUCUCAAGGACGGUUAAGAGCAUCAGCUACGAAAACAGCUUCUCGUCUUCCUCCACCAAACCCUCACGAUCGCUAUCUUCUUCAUCUUGAAGCCUAAGCCAAUCUAGCUCAAUGUCACAUUCUUCUUCUAUUAACCUCCUUCAUUACCAUUACCUCCCUCCUUGUCUCAACCACUCUUCCUUCCGCUUCUGCCUCACUGCUCCAUCUUCGCAUCGGUGGUCUAGUCCUCACGACGACUGCUCCAUCUUAGCCAUGCCCACUACAACUCUCCCUGGCUCUUCUUCUCCCUUCAAUGUCCCACAUAGUGUCAGGACGAAAAAGCUAAAUGGGCAGCAGAAAAAAGAAGAGAUAGAGAAAGAGGUGUGGAUGUUACGGGAGAUGCUGGAUCAAGAAGAAAAGACACGUGAGAUAUUGGAGAGAGUACAAAAACAUCAACUUCCUUCUUCUUCCUCUUCCAUUUCUCUUCCUUCUUCUCUUCCUCCUAAGAUGAAGGAACUAAUAACGGAACUAUCGAUAGUGGAAGGAGAAAUCUCGAGACUAGAGAUUCAAAUAAGCCAUCUCCAGAUAAAUCUCAAGCAAGAACAAGAUGAAACAUUGAGACAAGCAACAACAAGUUCAUCAAGAAGAGCAUGGCAAACUAGUGAGAGUUACAAUCAUGAUGACAAUACAACUUCUCUUCAAGCUCCGGUAUUACAAAAAUACCAUAAUCUCCCACCUCCAAGCCCUAUGGUGAACAAAGCCACGAUGAAGAAUGAAAACAGCAACACCAAAUCUUCUACUAGUCAUCAUCAAGAGAAUACAACAUUUAAUACAAAGACAUUGCAUUUCAUCAAUAAAGCCAUAAAAGCCGAUUACGCGACUGAAAGCUUCCACAAAUCUAAGGAAAGAGUUGGAACAGUAUUCGAGAAGGAAAAUCAUCGAUCAGUUCAACAAGAAAAUAAGUUGCAAGAGAGUAUUAAUAUGAAGAAGAUGAUUAGGACGAUGAAAUCGCCUUCGCCUCUACGUGAACCUAGAUACUCCUCUCCCAAGCUUAAUAAGGAUCGUGUAGCACUUGAUACAUCACUAGACCUCCCACCAAAAUCUCUAUCAAGUACACUUUUGAUGGAAGAUGGACAAAACGUACAGAAGUGGCACCCAAACAAACUUGCCGAGAACAUCAUGAAGUGUCUCAACUUCAUCUACGUUCGUCUCCUUAGAACCACAAGAGUCAUGGAGCUAGAGAAAUCUGGUCCCAUCUCGAGAUCAACUCCUUUCUCUGUGAGCUCAAGAAGCUUUAGGGUCGACAACGCAACCUCGGGUUUGUCUAAAUCCAUGAAUCUUGUGUCCUGUAAAGAAUCAAGACAGCAAGAUCCAUAUGGAAUAUUUGAUGUAGAAGCAUCUUUGGCUAGAGACAUUGGUCCGUACAAGAAUCUUGUCAUCUUCACUUCAAGUUCUAUGGAUUCCAAGUGCAUUUCGAGCUCUAGCUCGGUUUCUUUGAUCCGGAAACUCAGGGUGUUGAUGAACAAUCUUGAGACAGUGGAUCUGAGAGUGUUGAGCCAUCAACAAAAGCUAGCAUUUUGGAUCAACAUGUUCAAUGCAUGUGUCAUGCAUGGAUAUCUACAACAUGGAGUUCCAAAAACAACUGAGAAAUUACAAUCUCUUGUUUACAAUAAGGAUCGGCACGAAGAAAUGAUCAUUCGUAAACUAUACGGCGUAGAUGCAAUGGACCCUAACAUCACAUUUGCUCUCUCUUGCGGAACUCGAUCUUCUCCUGCCGUGAGGAUAUACACUGGAGAAGGAGUGACAACGGAGCUAGAGAAAUCGAAAAUGGAGUAUCUGCAAGCCUCGGUGGUGGUUACGGCGGCUAAACGGGUAAUCUUGCCGGAGCUUCUUGUGAAACACGCCGCCGAUUUUGUGGUGGCAACGGCGAAUGGCAGCGGCGGAGAGAUGGUAUCUCUGGCGAAAUGGGUUUGCAACCAAUUAACAACCUCUGGUUCCUUGAGAAAAUCAAUGGUGGAUUGUUUUAAGAAUCAAAAUUCCAAAGCUUCUUCUUCCUCUCUGGUCGUUGACAAGAUCCCUUAUGAUUUUGAGUUUCAGUAUCUUUUAGCCAUUUAAAUUUACUAAUUUUUUAUUCGUUGUUCUUGUGGAUAUCUCUGUUUAAAGUAAAAACAAAAAACAAAAGUUUGUAAAUCACGUGUGUAUAUGGCUAUAUGCUUAAUCAUGAUCGUUUUAUUACAUCUUAUGGUCAUCUUACAUCCUUUUUUUCUCAAUACAUGUGAAAAUUG
This is a messenger RNA of Thlaspi arvense, 2271 nucleotides long. The record is from the annotation of a GenBank genome assembly. Lineage: Eukaryota; Viridiplantae; Streptophyta; Magnoliopsida; Brassicales; Brassicaceae.